CCCUUGUCUAUGAUUAUGCAUAUAAGCUUACAACCCCACAGUGAACCGGUGAAUUACCGCAGACACACCACGUUCCCCAGUUGUCUAAACGUUUCAAGCAAUAGUUAGUAACUUAGGAACUUCCCGCUCAUGCUUGAUUCGCUCAAGAAGGGUAUUCAAGUAUGUCGUUCUAUCGCAUCAUGACAGUGAUAUGCUGAAAACCCGAUAAUUUGUAUUUGAGAUCAAAAUUUCCGCCUGGCUUCGAUUGCACGUCUUGCCGAGACUUCGCCAUCACGCUUUGUACCAUAACCCCACCAUGGCAAGGCAUUAUUUGCCAAGGUUAGUCAGCAAAAUGCGACAAGAUGCGAGGACCAAUCAGCACUCGUUCAGCGGUGAUGAUCACAAAUGCUUCACCGGUGAUCAAUUCCAAUGCCACCAAUGA
Periconia digitata is the source of this 421-nucleotide messenger RNA. Lineage: Eukaryota; Fungi; Ascomycota; Dothideomycetes; Pleosporales; Periconiaceae. The record is from the annotation of a GenBank genome assembly.